Syngnathus acus (greater pipefish) is the source of this 1234-nucleotide messenger RNA. RefSeq names its product emerin (Emery-Dreifuss muscular dystrophy) (gene emd). The record is from RefSeq and is a predicted model, not a curated record. The coding region runs from base 119 to 607 and encodes 162 amino acids. The transcript has 7 exons. Lineage: Eukaryota; Metazoa; Chordata; Actinopteri; Syngnathiformes; Syngnathidae.
CAUGUGACGUCAUCAAGCUGGACGCGCCCUCUUCCUUCUCAGCCCAGACUCCCAACACUUUUCAGGCUCGGACGAUUUUGUUUUCUCCAGCGCGGAACUCAUUUCCCUGAUUCUAAAAAUGUCUUUGCGUGACAAAAGCGAUGCAGAGCUAAGCAAGAUGCUGACCGACUACGGCAUCAAACAUGGACCCAUAGUUGACUCCACUCGCAAAUUGUACCUGAAGAAGCUUGAGAGGGCCAUGGAACAAGUGCCUGAGAAACCCUCCUCCGAUAAGACUUACUACAGAGAGGAAGAAGAAGAGAUUACGUACAUCACGUACCACAGCCCGGUCAGACAUGAAGGUUAUGGUUAUGAAGACAUGCUAAAAAGAAGAUACAACAGUGAACCAUUUGAAGAUGAGGAAUUAGACGGGGACAUACAGAACACGCCCAUCCAGCGCAGCAGCAAAGCAGCCAAUCAGAACGCCGUGCACUCCAAGGAGGCUGUCCAAUCCGGAUGCAGCUUCUGUGGGGUGAUAAAAUUGCUACUGCUGCUAGCGGUUGUGGCAGCUGCCUACUACACUUAUUGUUACAUUACCAAAGAUGAAAAUCCUUUCACGCUUAAAUGAUCAAUAAAUGACCACUUCUAGGAUGCAAUCCCUUUCACUUUGUUUCAUACGUUGUCAUUGGUUUGUAUUCAUUUUGUCGGCGACAUGAUGGUGGCAUGGGAAAGAAAAGUUUUUAUAUUUUUACAGCAAACGCCGUCCAAAUCAUGUCAACCCUAGCAUUGUCACAUUGUAUUUCAAUGCAAACACUAAAGUUGUCUUCUACUUGUGGGUGAAUUUUGUCCUCAAGGGUGCCGUGCAAAAUCAAAUGAUGUUACUUGUUCUGAAAUUUGUAAUUCACUACAAUAAUAAUAAUGAUGUUUGUUUGUUCAUCCAUCUGUGACAGCCAUGUAGAAUAUUCAAGCAGAAUAUUUAAAUAUUCUCGCUCGAUGGCAGUAGCUACAAUUAACCAUGUUAACGUUGUCAUUCUUCCAACCGACCAAUAGGUUUGUGUCAACAGGCCCGCCUUAACAUUGACUAAACAAAUGUGUCUAGUAAACUGAGAUCACUAGAAACAAGAUCAUAAUUUUGGUAUACUGUACUGUACUUUUGAGUCUAUUUUUGUUUGAUGGGGUACUGUGAGUUGUCUUUUGUAAAAUGUGUCUUGCCUGAAUAAAGAUUACUGAGGGGGCAAAGAAACUCUAAAAUAUU